UUUAUUGAUUUUGUAUUUUUCUUACCAUUACAUUCAUUAGCAUUUAUUAAAUGGAUCAUAAACUUCUACCAGAGAGCUGUGGACGAGACCUUAAAGAGUCCAAAUGGACACCUGGACUUGUUCCUUCGCUUCCUCAUGGGUCUUUCACUGCAGACCAAUCAGCGUCUUCUACAACUCCAGUUUACAUACAAAGGAAGUAUCUCACAGACCAAUGAGGAAACAGUCCAGUACAUCAGGGAGAAGAUUGGUGAGAAUCCUUCCCCAGAGAAAAGCAUCAACCUGUUCCACUGUCUGAAUGAACUGAAUGAUCGUUCUCUAGUGGAGCAGAUCCAACAGUCCCUGAGAUCAGGAUGUCUCUCUACAGAUAAACUGUCUCCUGCUCAAUGGUCAGCUCUGGUCUUCAUCUUACUGUCCUCAGAAGAAGAUCUGGACGUGUUUGACCUGAAGAAAUACUCUGCUUCAGAGGAGGCUCUUCUGAAGCUGCUGCCAGUGGUCAAAGCCUCUAACAAAGCUGUACUGAGUGGCUGUAACCUCUCAAAGAGAAGCUGUGAAGCUCUGUCCUCAGUCCUCAGCUCCCAGUCCUCUAGUCUGAGACACCUGGACCUGAGUAACAACGACCUGCAGGACUCAGGAGUGAAGCUGUUGUCUGGUGGACUGGAGAGUCCACUCUGUACACUGGAGACUCUCAGGCUGUCAGGAUGUCUGGUCACAGAGGAAGGCUGUGCUUCUCUGGCCUCAGCUCUGAGCUCCAACCACUCCCACCUGAGAGAGCUGGACCUGAGCUACAAUCAUCCAGGAGACUCAGGACUGAAGCUUCUGUCUGCUGGACUGGAGGAUCCAGACUGGAGACUGGACACUCUCAGAGUGGACAACAGUGGAAUCUGCAGGCUGAAACCGGGUCUGAGGAAGUAUUACUGUGAACUCACACUGGACUCAAACACAGCGCUACGAAAAGUCAAACUGUCCGACGACAACAGGAAGGUGACAGCGGUGGAGGAGGAGCAGCCGUAUCCUGAUCAUCCAGACAGAUUUAACCACUGGGGACAGAUCCUGUGUGAAACUGGUCUGACUGGUUGCUGUUACUGGGAGGUCAAGUGGGAAGGGUGGGUUGAUAUAGGUGUGACUUACAGAAGGAUCAAAAGGAAAGGAAAUGGUGCAGACUGCAGGCUCGGAGGGAAUGAUCAGUCCUGGGUUUUGGACUGUUCUGAUGAAGGUUUCAUUGUUUGUCACAAAAACAGUGGAACAUCUGUUCGUCCUCCGGCCUCCUCGUCUAACAGAGUGGGAGUGUAUCUGGACUGGCCGGCCGGCACUCUGUCCUUCUACAGCGUCUGCUCUGACACACAGAUCCACCUCCACACCAUCAACACCACAUUCACUGAACCUGUCUACCCUGCGUUCAGGAUUAGGGAUAAGUCAUUUGGCGCCUCACUGUCACUGUGUCGGCUGUAAGAGAGACAGAGAAGUAACUGCCAAGUAGAACAAGUGGACUAGUUCAAAAUCAGCUGCUGACAAGCCAGUUUCAGUCUUUAUCCAAUGUGUAUAGAAACACAAACAAAAUCAUUUUUACGUUGUUCAAAAUCACUGGACAUGUCACAGUAGGAAAAGCAAAGGUGUAAUUCAUGAAAUUAAUGGUGGCUGAAGUCCAUUAAGUAGUUGGAAGGUCCUGAUAUUGUGCAUGCAGUCACCUGUCAGUCAUCUGUGCUGUUUGCUAUGAAAAAGUCCUUCAUGCACUCACUUGAAUGAGGCAAGCCACAAGAUGUGAGAUGUUCAGGUGUUGAUAAGAUACUUGAGAACAGACGAGGUGGGCUAAAAGGUUUUUUUACUUUCUUCUCACUGUGUCUAUUGUUUUGCACCAAAACACUGAAGCAAGUCCCUUGUAUGUGAAAGCCUACUUGGCUAUAAACUUAAUUCUGAUUCUGACUGUGAAGCUAGUUAAUUUUUAUAUAAGCUACUGUAAUUAAUACAAUUAUUUGGCAUAUGUGGAAACUUUUCACUGAUUGAAAGCUUGGUCAGUAUCAUAUAAAACCAUGUUUGAUGUCCUUUGUAUUUCAUACUUGUUUGUUAAAUAAACACAU
Molecule: messenger RNA, 2075 nt
Organism: Seriola aureovittata
Lineage: Eukaryota; Metazoa; Chordata; Actinopteri; Carangiformes; Carangidae
Product: NACHT, LRR and PYD domains-containing protein 14-like
Exons: 5
Coding region: 136-1449 (437 amino acids)
Molecular function (GO): protein binding
Source: RefSeq, a predicted model, not a curated record